Messenger RNA from Hypanus sabinus (Atlantic stingray), 7917 nucleotides. RefSeq names its product SAC3 domain containing 1 (gene sac3d1). Lineage: Eukaryota; Metazoa; Chordata; Chondrichthyes; Myliobatiformes; Dasyatidae. Bases 185 to 1201 code for a protein of 338 amino acids. The record is from RefSeq and is a predicted model, not a curated record. Gene Ontology annotation, cellular component: spindle; nucleus; centrosome. The transcript has 2 exons. Gene Ontology annotation, biological process: centrosome duplication; spindle assembly.
UUCUUGGUUGGUGCGGCUGUAACGAACCCAAUUUCCCUCGGGAUCAGUAAAGUCUGUCAGGAGCGGAUGAGAUGAGGCUGCCCUUCCUGCCAUCGCCACUGGGGGGCGGGAACGGGCAAUGGGCCUUGGGUCUCCGCUGAAGCCUGAAGUAUCGUAGGGAAGCAGCCCGUGUCCAGCGCAGGGAAUGCCCUCACCGCCCAACCCGAAACCUUGCUCAGACACGAUGAGACCUGCCUGCUGCCUCGGGAUGUGCCCGGAGCGGGAGCGGUCCGAGCGCCAGAAGCAGGGUCGGCUGCACCGGCUGGAGCUGGUGACGGGAGCGGCGGUGAAGGAGUGGAGGCGGCCGGCGGCAGGUUGCGAGGCGGUGGCCCCGGGGGAUCUGCGGCCGCCCGCCGUGCUGCUACAGACGGUGAGGCACCUGAUGGAGAAGGUGGUGCCGCGGGCUGAGCUGGGCCCCGAGCCCUGGCCCGUGGUCCACGACUUCGUGAUGGACCGGCUUCGCAGCGUCCGCCAGGACCUGGCCGCCCAGCGGCUCGGGGGAGGCGCGGCCGCCGCCAUCCUGGAGCCGAGUCUCCGCUUCCUGCUCGUCGGCCCGCCGCCCUACCACCCCCGGCCGAGGGAGCCCGGCUCCAUCGAUGCCCAGGUGCGCGAGUGCUUCAGCCGCCUACUCGCCACGUACAGCGAGGGCGAGCAUAAAAACCAGGCGGAGUUCGAGGCCCUAGCACUGCUGUACGACCUCGGAUCGGAUAAAGCUUUGCAUCAUGCCUUGCAGUUGCCUGCCCGCAUCCAAGACUCGCCUGAGAUGAAAGUGGCGUUUUCCAUUAACCGCGCCUUGGCCGAGGGGAACUAUGUGCGCUGCCUGCGUAUGGUGCGUCGCCUCCCCUUCCUGGAGAGUUGUGCCAUCUAUCGACACAUCUCGAUGCUCCGACACCGAUUGCUUCGUGCAUUUAGCCACGGUUAUAGUUGCCGCAACUGUCGCUACCCUCUCCGGACUCUGGUGGAACUGCUGGCCGUGGACUCUCAGGACAUUGCUGCUGACCUCUGCCAACGACACGGUCAGCAGGUGACAGGUGACUCGGUCUGUUUCCAGAAGAGCAGCUACAGGGACCCUGACACCAAUCCUGGACUUGAGGAGCUGGAGCUGGUAACCAGAAAGCGAGGAAACAGGACAAGGUCAAGUAUUAUCCAAGCCACAGAGUGACAGCAGCUGAGCUCUGAGUAAGCAGGGCUUGUCAUCUGCUGGCCUUUCGAUCAGCCCUAGACAGGGAUGGUUCUUACCUGUUUCCCUCCACUCUUUCACUGUGAUAGGUGUGGUAAGGGAGGAUAUUACAAUCAGAUGAACUGUGCUAAACCCAGACUGACGAGACCAAGGGGAUGCCCCCGCUAAGGAAACUUGCUCUGAAUCUAAUUUGUGCUAUCCGUCUGCUGGGGUGUUUGAAGGCACAUUUUAGGUGGAACUUUAGUUUAUGUCCAGUCCUGUUUGGGAGAUGUUUGAUGGGACAAUACAUAGUUUUCCUCCAUGUCUGACUCAAGUUGACCCUUACUGGGGGUAUUUGACUGUCCAUCCAAACUGUUCGAUAUCUGUUCUGGGAGUGUUCGAUGCUGGCUGAAAUGGGUUGUGCCGUUUUUCCCUGCAGUGCCAGGACGUUUACUUGCUUUUGUGGGAUGUGGACUUUUAUUGACUUGGACCCAUUAUCUGAGUUUGCAGCUCCAUUGAGAAGUGAAGCACACUGGUUGCUAUGUGUGUAUUGCCUUAUCUCUCCCCAAGCCACUCUCUAUCUCCCCAUAAUUCCUACCUCUCUGAGCUUUCUGUGUCAUCCUUUUCUUUAUAAGGAGCUGUAGAUUAAAAAUAUUUACAGUUAACAUUUGUUUCCUUUGCUGUACUCUGUGAUGUUAAUGGUGAAAACCAACUCCUCUGCUUGAUGAGCUGUCUCUUAAAUCUUGACCUGGAAAAGACAACUAUUGAAAAAUAUAAAUGUGUGGGACACUAGUAGAUACACUUCCUUAUGGCUGUAGCAGCCCAGGUAAAAUUCUGAUCUCCAGUGUUGUGUGGCGUUUACAUCUACUUGCAAUUGCUUGGGUUUCGUUUGGGCAUUCAGAUUUUCUCCUGUGUUCUGAAAAUGUGUGGGUUGGUAGGUUAAUUGGUGUCAAAAGGUUAUCCCUCGUGUGUAGGUGAAUGGGAGAAUCAAUGUAGUAGGGCUGGUUUAUGGGAGUGUGUGGUGAUAAGAUGGGUUAGGUUAGGAUUAAUGCAACAAUGGAUGCCUGGUGAUUUGCAUAGAUUCGAUGAGCCAAAGACCCUGUUCCUGUGCUCUAUCUCCUAAAUGAAAAACUCUUACAUCCCAGGGACAGCUGUGUAUUUGAUAACCAAUGACGUACUUUACUAGUGCAGUCCUUGUUGAAAUCUAUAAAAUACACUAACUUUUCAUAGACUAGAAUCAUAGAAAAUUUCUACUGUAGGCCGCCAGGUGCAACAUAGUAAAUGUGCUGGUCAAAAAGAGCUGGUUCAGCAUAACCAUCUUUAGACACUAUGUCCGUAGCUCUGCAGGCCACAUCAUGGUACUGUUCAAAAGUUUAUUUUCUGCCUGUACCACCUUUUCAGGCAGUAACUGUCAGACACAUACCACACUCUGAAUGAUAGGAUGUUUACUCAUCUCCCCUCUCAACAUACCAAUUACUUUAAAUCUGUAGCUCUUGCUUUUACACCCCUCUGCUAUUGAAAAUAGAUCCUUUCUAUUCACUAUGCCUAGGCCCUUAUUAAUUUUCAAUACCUUGGCCAUCACUGUUGCACAGAAAGUCAGUCUGCCUCUUUCCAACAAAGCUGCAUUGUUUCUGUCCUGGCAACAUCUUCAUAAAUCUCCACUACAAAUUCUCCAGAGCAAUUUUCUGCGAUGGCAUAUGCAGAAGUAAAGCUUCGUGUUGUAUGCAGUUCCAGCAUCUCCUCCUUGCUAAUAAGAAGUUUCUUUUUCAGUUAUGUUAUUGACCUGUCCUGCUAAUUUUAAAGAUAUGGAUGCAUAAACCCUGGGGUUCUCAUUAAGAACACUCAAUGUCAGUAAGAGCAAGGAAUUGAUUGUGGAUUUUCAGAAGGGGAAGAUGGGAGAACAACAUACUAGCCCUCAUCAAGGUCUGCAAUGGAAAGGGUGAACAGCUUCAGGUUUCUGGGUGCCCGCAUCUCUGAGGAUCUAUCCGGGGCCACACUAAUGCAAUUAUGAGGUAGGCACAGCAGCAGGUACAUUUCAUUUGGAGUUUGAGGAGAUUUGUUAUGUCACCAAAGACACGUGCAAAUUUCUACUGAUGCGCCAUGGAGAGCAUUCUGUCUGGCUGGCUGCAUGACUGCCUGAUACGGAGGCUCCCGUGCGCAGGAUCAGAAAAAAAAAUUGUAUAGGGUUGUAAACUAAGCCAGUUCCAACAUGGCCACCAUCGAGGAUGCCUUCAAAAGGCAAUGUCUCAACAAGGCGCCAUCCAGGACGGACCCUUUUCUCAUUACUACAAUCAGAGAGGAGUACAGGAGCCUGAAGAUACACACUCAACAUUUUAAGAAUAGCUUCCCCUCUCUGCCAUCAGAUUACUGAACUGUCUGUGAACACGACCUCACUGUAUUGUUCUCAUUUUUUUCACUACUUAUUUUUUAUCAUUCUAACUUAAGGUAAUUGUUAAUGAAUUGUACUGUACUGCUGCUAAACAACAAUGGAAAACUGCCAAAAUGUGAGAAUGUACAGAAAUAGAAUUAUGAACAGACAAUGCAGGAAAUAAAGAAACAAGCUGAACCAGCAUUCCAGGAUAUUCUUCAGCUCCACAAAUGCUGUGUGUCUUGCAGAGUGUUUCCAACAAUAUCUUUUAAUUGCUGAUUUCCAGCAGCUGCAGUCAUUUUGCUUUUAAUUAUUACAGAAAUUAAAUCCAGGUAACAAAAUACCUCUGCACCUCAAUGCAGAUUUAGAGAUACAGCAUGCCAACAGGCCUUUCUAUCCCACCGAGACUACAUCGCCCAAUUAACCUACUAACGUGCAUAUCUUUGGAAACCAGAGCACCUGGAGGAAACCCAUGCAGCCACAGGGAGAACGUACAAGCUCCUUACAGAGAACGACGGGUAAGUAAUAGUGUUAUGCUAACCAUUAUGCUACUGUCCCACCCCUCUGAGGACCUCUUGAUGCAACUUGAGUUCUAAAACUGGUUUCAAGUUCAUCUCGUUAAUAACCUCUUAUUUAGGGAGAAGAAGAUAAAUGACAAACCAGUUUCUUGGAAGAAAUUGAUUCAUUUACAAAUUUGAUGCAUGUUCUCUGGACCUGUGACUGGGGCAUCUUGGUUUGGCUUUAUACCUAGUAAGGAACAGCAGAGUUGUGGUUAAAUUAUGGACUAGUAAUCCAAAGCUCUUGGUAGAUAAUCAAAUUGCACAAUGAUUGUUGUAGAAGUUACACUGAAUAACCAUGGAAUAAAUCAGAAUAUUCUCAUUAAUGGUUACUAAAUCUUUAAGAAGGUUGGAAAUCUGCUGUGUUUGCCCAUCUGCUUUAUAUGCUUUCAAAUUGGUAGCAAUAUACACUCAGUGGCCACCUUAUUAGGUACACCAGUUCAUUUAUGCAAAUAUCUGAUCAACCAAUCACAUGGCAGCAACUCAAUGCAUGAAAGCAUGCCAACAUGGUCAAGAGUCCAAACAGCAGAAUAGGGAAGAAAUGUGAUCUAAGUGAUUUGAACCAUGGAAUGAUUGUUGGUGCCAGGCAGGGUGGUUUGAGUCUCUCAGAGUCUGCUGGACUCCAGGGGUUUUCACGCACAGCAGUCUCUAGAGUUUACAGAAUCUGGUGCAAAAAACAUCCAGUGAGUGACAGUUCUAUAGACGAAAAUGCCUUAUUAAUGAGAGGUCAGAGGAAAAUGGUCAGACUGCUCCAAACUGACAGGAAAGCCAACAGUAACUUAAUCACGUGUUACAACUCAAUGCACAGUACGCCAAACCUUGAAGUGGGUAGGCUACAGCAGCAGAAGAAUACACCAGGAUCCACUCCAAUACAUAAUACAGUGGCCACUGAGUGUAGUUGAUGGUUAACCAGCUUCAGCAAGCUAAUCAAUUGCAUCAAAAUUGCUACAUGAAUCAAGAAUUUAGUGGAGGGAACAAAGAGAAUGUGGUAUGGUAAACCCCAUCAGAUAACAGUGACACCUGGACCAAGGGAGGGCGGUAAAGGCAGCUGGACCUUGGGAGGUGUAAACAGAAGAAGACAAGGCUAGAACAAUGGAAUAUAGAAUACACCUUUCCUUGGAAAUUUUGAAAGAAAUGAGAAUGGUGAAGAGCCAAGGCAGCAUCUGUGGAAUGAAGCAAACUGUAUAACAAGUUGAUGCCUUUACUUCAGGCCUGGCCAGUUCUGCCACAGAAAGUAAGGACUGGUUAUUGCUGGUCCCCAUCAUUACUGGGAGAAGUUUAGCAAAGAACUUUCUGCCUGUUGGCAAGACUAUCUCCACAGUUCACGUAGAUGGUUCACUGGCGCCGUCUAAAGGUAGGUUACAGAUGGAUCACAAAUGCUGAUCCUAUUAGUGAUGCCCUGAUCUGGAAAGUAAAAUAGAUCAAGAAAUUCGUGAAAUUUUGAAUUCAGCACUGAAUCCCAAGGAUAGUCACCAGCCUAGUCUUUUUCCACACAUAAGCUUUCAGCCCCGUUCUCCUACCCAGAGAAAGGAUAGGGUCUUUCUUGUCCUCUCCUAUCUCAUAAGCCUCCACAUUCAUUAUACCAUGCUCCAUAAUUUCCUCCACAUUCAAUGAGGUACCAGCAGCAGACAUGUGUUCCUCUUUCCAGGGACAAUUCCUCUCCAGUUCCUUGCUUCACACUUUCAUCUUCACCAAUGUGAUAUUUCCCCAUACAAUUGCAAGAGAAGCAACAUGUGCCAUUUUAUCUCUUCCCUUCACACUUUACAGGGACCCAAACUCUCCUUCCAACCAAAGCAAUAAUUCACUUGCACUUCUUCCAUUUGCAUUAUAUUGCAUUUGUACUCAUCAUGUGGUGUCCUCUAUACUGGAAAAAAUAAAUCACUUUGCAGAAUGCCUCUGCUGUUAUAAUGAUACAGGGUCCAUGUAUCAUUAUAAUGAUCCAUUGGGUCCAUGUCAUUUCCCAUGAUGGCGAUCCUGGUGGCCCCUUCCUUUCUCCUGUGUCCCUGUAAACCUGCAACAACUUCCCUUUGCUACUUUGUUUUGCUUUUAACAUGGAGUUAAAGUAACCGGAAAGAAAAUAACUGAAUGAUAGAACAAUCACGAGGGAUGAAAGUACUUUUGACCCGUGGUCUUUCUUUGCUGUAUUAGUAUUGUUAGAUAAGCAAGUAUAAGAAAUGACUUAUCAAUAUCUUAAUAUGAAAUUCAUACUUGUACUUUUAUUCCUUUCAGCAAAUUCAUAUGCAAGCACUCUUGAUAUAUCGGUCAUCCUGAAUUUGGUGCCUGCAGUCCCCAUCACCUGAACUUUUUCCUGGAUGUAGAGAGCUAACCCUUCGCACCUAAGAACCAGAAAACUGCAACAAAUUGAGUUCAGGCAAGCCCCAUCCCCGGGAAUAACCAGCUUUUAUCAAAACCUUCCCAAUAACCUUUAAGUCAAUGAUAUUUAAAUAAUUAAAUAACAAGUAUACAAAUGUAAUUAAAACACAUUUGGAUAUAAACGGUUAAAACAUUAAAUCAUUCAAAUAAAGUGAUCAUUCAAGCACCUCUAGCUUUCCACAGGAGUGGGAACCACAUUCAAAAGAAUGAGAUCACCAUUUAAAUGUAACAGGUGGGUCCAGUAGCAGAGCAGAAGUUUCCUAAGCAGAAGGUUCCAAUAACUGCUUUCACCACUGACACACUGUUCUUGUGGUUACUAGUUGGUGGGCUGUUUCUCCAGGAUCUGUAAAACAGACAGGAGGAGGCUUGUGCUAGCUAUUUUGUUCAAUAAGAUUAUGGCUGAUGUUUUACCCCUGCUUUUCUCCACUAACCCCAUAUCCCUUGAAUUCCUUUGUAUUCGAAAGCCUUAAUAAGCUCAUUUUCUGAGCUUGGAAUUAGUAGAGAAUUCCACUGAUACAUAACCCUUUUUUUGUCCUGAAUGCCUGACUUUUUAUUCUGUGACUUGAAGCCUGAUUCUAGAGAUCCUAAGCUUUAUUGUACGAGUAUUUGAGUAAACAUAGGACCACACCUGGAGUAUUGUGUACUUGCUGUGGAAGAUGCACAGGCUAGUUCCUGAGAUGGCAGGUCUGACAUACGAGAAAAGAUUGAGUAGGCCAGGUGUCUGUUCUCUGGAGUUUAGAAGAAUGAGAGAUGACCUCAUUGAAACUCAUUAAAUUCUGAGACAGCUUGACAGGGUGGAUAUGCGGAAGAUGCUUCUCCCAGCUGCUGAGACAGAUCCCGGUUGUAGUCUCACAUUAACAGCAAGACUAUUGAAAUAUAUUCAUUCAAAGGGCUGUGGACUUCCCUACCCAGAGUAAGCCAGCGGCUCAGUCAUUUAUUUCAUUCAAAGUGAAGGUCAGUAGAUUUCAGGGUAUUAGAAGAAUUGAGGAAAAUAGGGAUGAAGCAAGAAAAUGGUGUUGCACAGUAGAGGAGGCUCUGGUCUUCUCCUGUUCUUAUACUUGUUGGAUUAUCAUUACUGUCCUCACCCUAUUAAGUGCCAUAGGAAUUUUAUAGGUUUCAAUGAGAUCAUCUCACAUUCUUUGAAAACCAGAGAGUCCUUAUCAAACCCCCAUGCUCUCUGAAGAUCUGUUAUAUUCUAUCACAGGUCCAUCAUACAGAGCAAACAACCUGUAUGUAAUAUUCCAAUUGUUGUCUCAACAGGGCCUUGUAUAAUUGCAACAGGAAAGCUUUACUCAUGUACUCAACUCCUCUUGUAAUAAAGGCUAAUGUACAAUUUUCCUUCCUAACAGCUUCCAGUAACUACACAUUACUUUUCAGAUAUUCAAGUGCACACAGGUCGCUUUAAAUCUCUCACAAUGAAG